AUGGCUGAGAAGGACAUCGAGAAGCCCUCUCACAUCGAGAGCCCCAUCACCGAGAUCGGCACCUUUCGAGUCGUGGGCUUGAGUCCCGAAGAUGCAGACUUCUACACCAACUACCCGGAGGAGAAGAGGAAGAAGGUCUUCCGCAAGGUCGACGUCCGCCUCGUCCCCAUGCUCGCCCUCCUCUACCUAGCCGCCCACAUCGACCGCGCCAACAUCGGCAACGCCAAAAUCGAAGGCAUGGUCACCGACCUCCACAUGUCCGGCGUGCAGUACAACACCGUCCUCUCCAUCUUCUUCAUCCCCUACGUCCUCCUCGAAGUCCCCUCCAACGUCCUCCUCAAGAAAUUCAAGCGCCCCUCAACCUACCUCGGCAUCCUCGUCGUCGGCUGGGGCGUGAUCAUGACCUGCACCGGACUCGUCAAGAACUACGGCAGCCUCAUGGCCGUGCGCGUCCUCCUCGGCAUCUUCGAAGCCGGCUUCUUCCCCGGCGCCAUCUACCUCUGCUCGUACUGGUACAUGCCGAAAGACCUCGCGCUGCGGAUCUCCUACUUCUACUGCGCGAGUGCGCUGAGCGGUGCAUUUUCCGGCCUCCUUGCAGCUGCCAUUGCAGAGAUGGACGGCGUCGGCGGGUAUGAGGGGUGGAGGUGGAUUUUCAUCCUGGAGGGGUUAGCGACGGUCGUGCUAGGCGUCGCCUGUUUCUUCUUCCUCAUUGACACACCCGCCCUCUCGAGCCGGUGGCUUGAGCCCGACGAGAUCCAGUACCUCGAGCUCUCCAUGUUCAUCAAACAGGGCGGACGCGCCGACGACGACCGCAAGUUCAAGUGGCGGGAUCUGACGAUGGUGCUGACGAACUGGAGGGUAUACAUGCAGGCGUGGUUUCUGUUUGCGCAGUCGGCGCUUUCUUACGGGAUCAAAUUCACCCUCCCCACAAUCACCGAAUCCAUGGGCUUCUCGCGCACAAACGCCCAGCUCACCAGCGCCCCGCCGUACGUCGCCGCCGCCAUCUCGGCAGUCUGCUUCGCCCGCCUCUCCGAUCACUUCUACUGGCGCAUGCCCUUCGUCGUGAUCCCCAUGGUGAUCAUCAUCGUCGCUUAUUCCGUGAUAAUCAGCCUGCACGGCGAACUCGCCGCCAACAAAGGCGUCGCCUAUUUCUCCGUCGUGCUGGCCGUGAUUGGAAUCUACCCGAUCCAAGCGGCUGCGGCGUCCUGGAACGCGAAUAACAUUGCCCCUGCGUCUCGAAGGGCAAUCGGGAUCGCGCUGAUGAAUUGCGUGGGGAAUGUUGGUGGGAUUCUGGGCAGUUUUAUGUACCUUGAGCGCGAGAAGCCGAAGUAUUAUACGGGCUUUGGGAUUAGUUUGGCGCUGGGGGUUACGGGGGUGCUUAUGGCGGGGCUGCUGGAGUGGAGUUAUAUCAUUGCGAAUCGGAGGAAGAGGAGGGAGGAGGGGGAGGCGAGGGCUAGGUAUACUGAGGAGGAGCUGUUUGAUUUGGGGGAUCGGAGUCCGCUGUUUAAGCAUGUUUUGUAG
Aspergillus mulundensis is the source of this 1521-nucleotide messenger RNA. RefSeq lists its product as uncharacterized. Gene Ontology annotation, biological process: transmembrane transport. The coding region runs from base 1 to 1521 and encodes 506 amino acids. Gene Ontology annotation, cellular component: membrane. The transcript has 3 exons. Gene Ontology annotation, molecular function: transmembrane transporter activity. NCBI's taxonomy places the organism in Eukaryota, Fungi, Ascomycota, Eurotiomycetes, Eurotiales, Aspergillaceae. The record is from RefSeq and is a predicted model, not a curated record.